AUGGAAGAAGGGAAUAUACCACAUAGUAACUUUUUCGAUUCAAAGAACAAAGUGCAUUUGAGCGUUAAGCAAAAUAAAAUCUCAUACUUUCCUCUAAGCCAAACCCAAUAUCCAAUACAAACAGAUAAAAAUCAAAGCAAUGCUCAAGUAAACAAAAAGGUCAAACCAGCAAAAGAAAGCAAUGUUGCUUUAACAUCUUACAAAGGCUCCCAAUCCAGUUUUGACCUUACGCCAAUACUUUCCGUUGGCAUAUUUGUUGGCAUUUUAGUCGCAUUGGUGUGCAUUGGUAUCGGGACCAUUGCCGCUUUGAAAUUGCGUUCCCAUAAACAACAACAAAAAUAUCGCAACCAAAAUCAGAAAUUUUCACGUCCUGGCAAUUUGCAAAUUAAGGACAAAAUUUCGUUGCCAAUAAGUCAUUCUGAGGAAAUGUACGACGAGAAAAAUCCGGAUGUAGUGCCCUACAAUGAAGUUGAUGGCGAAUAUAAACAAAAAUCAGCAACACAAACACCAUCAGGACAUCUUUCGUCGACAAGUGAAGCGGAAAUCAGCUGUAAGCCGCCAACGGACGAGCGUGGAUUAUAUCAGAACAGCAAGGACGAAGAACUCCACUAUGCUGAGCUCUCAUUGGCUACCGGUAGUAAUGUAGCAAGUACAUCAGCACCUAAAAAGUCAUUAUCUGUUGAUUGCAGCAGCACACUACUCUUACAAAGUGCUGGCAUAAGUCCCAAUUUGGGUGCUGGUGGCACUCUACCACAUGGCUCCAGCGUACGUAAACUACUACCAAAUUUGCCCGCCACCGCUACGCUGCAACGUAACAAACCCAUCUCAGACACAUCGCACAAUUACGAUUACUUCGAAGAACCAACGAUAUAUGCACAAAUUGAUCAUUAUAAAACUACAACUGGUGGUUCAAGCGUUUUGGGUAAUGCCGCUUCCUCCUGCACAACAUCAACAUCUGUAUCACCAUUCCCGCCAUGCAUUUCUUCACCAGUUUCACAAGGCACACCCUCAACUGUAUCACCUGGCACUGUGCAAAUGUACACACUACCUUCACAUCCAGGCGGUUAUCACACAUUACCACACAAUCAUCAACAGCAUCACCAACAACAGCAGCAGCAGCACCAUCUACAGCAACACACACCACAAGGCGUAAGCAAUAUGUUGCAAAUGGUGCCCACAGCUAGCAGUAGUGUCUAUCAUCAUGGUACGCUACCCAUGCCACCAAGCUAUCAGCAACACCAGCAGCAGCAGCAACAACAACAACAGCAACAUAUGCAUGCUCACGGUCAAAUUUUAGUUUCUAGUAGCAGUAGCGGUUUGACUUCUGCCACUGCUGCCAUCACUAGUCCUAGCAGUUCACUCUCCGGUCUCUCAGCAGUUGGCAAGUCGUAUUCACGCGAAAUCGUCACUGUGCGUACUCCGCUUAUGUACUCACAGCAAGAGAGUUGUGUUUAAAGGAAAGAAAGAAAAGAACAAUAAAAACUUACAGGUGGCGAAUUGCUUGGGCCUAAAAUAAAAGCGAGACAACAGCAUUUAAGUGAAGAUUACAUUUGAUUUGAGGUAAGAAAUGCUCUAUAAGUUAGAAGAACUGAAUUCCGUGUUAACGCAUGAAUCCUUCGUAAAAUAUUACAAAAAAAUCUACAGAAAAGAAGGAAUUUGUAUAAUUUUAUUCUUGCUGGGUUGUAUGUUUUAUAUGUAAAUGUGGUACGACAUAAAUAAUUAUACUAAUAUACCUAAGAGUAUAUGUGUAAGUUGUAAAUAAGAUAUAGAUUAACUUAAACUGAAAUAAAUAAAAUUAAUUA
This is a messenger RNA of Teleopsis dalmanni, 1802 nucleotides long. Its product is annotated as alpha-protein kinase 1-like. The transcript is spliced from 4 exons. NCBI's taxonomy places the organism in Eukaryota, Metazoa, Arthropoda, Insecta, Diptera, Diopsidae. The record is from RefSeq and is a predicted model, not a curated record. The coding region runs from base 1 to 1455 and encodes 484 amino acids.